GCCCAUUCACACCAACGCAGUGCGUUGCGUUAUAUUUUGACGCAGAUGCAACGCAAUGCGCUGAACUUGUUCACACUGCGUUGCGUUGACGCAUGUCAAAAGGUCAUAUUCCGGGUGCCCGUAUUUUGGAUCAGGAACUUGAUAGGCAUUGUGUUUAAGAGCAGAGUAGGUAAGACAGCUGUUGUUUGGAUAUAAAUUUGAGACGUUUUGGCGAUUGUAUAAUGCCGUUGUAUAUCAAUGAUAGUUAUUAUUUUCAAAACAAUGAAAAAUGUACAAUGAUUUUUAUACAGAUUGAUUAGAUAUCGGUAUGGCAGGUAUGGACUUAGAACAUCUCAUAGUUGAGGUCAGAAAAAGGAAGUGUCUUUACGCUGUAAAAGAAGCAGCCUACAGGGAUACAAUUAAAAAGGGAAAGGCGUGGGAAGAGGUCGCAGAGGCGUUGGGAAGAAGUGUGACAGAUUGUAAGACCAGAUGGAGAUCUACAAAGGAUAGGUAUAGGAAAGAGAAAAGAAGGGAAUCAGAGGCUACGAGGAGUGGGGCAGCAGCAGGGGGAUAUAGAGCAUGGAAGUUCAUGGAGGUGCUAAAGUUCCUAGACGAGCACGUCGACUUUCGAACAACGUCUUCAAAUAUUGACGAGGAUGUCACUCUUGUGGUGCUCCAAGAUGGAAAUAAUGUCCAAAUGAGUGGUGAAGCUGACAACUUACCUAAUAUGAACACCAGUUGCACUACAUCAGCAUCUGAUAAAGAUUGCACUUACAAAAGCGACUGA
Molecule: messenger RNA, 766 nt
Organism: Styela clava
Lineage: Eukaryota; Metazoa; Chordata; Ascidiacea; Stolidobranchia; Styelidae
Source: RefSeq, a predicted model, not a curated record